AUGAAGACAGCACUCGUGUUUCUGCUGACAGUUUCACUGUCACAGUGUAAGCUGCCCUUAACCUUUUUCAAAUUGCAAGCAACACAGUUUGUCAAAAACAGUAACACCAGCGCAAACUGCGCGACAGAUUUGUCCCUCCUGAUUUCAGAUCUGUUUGAUAUGAAAAUGUGGGCACUCAAAAUGUUUGACGCCACUACUAAACUGGACGCCGGUAUCUUAAGAGGAAAUAUGCAUUUUGUAGGCGAUUACGAUUUAUGUGUGUCGAUUAAAGAAGAAACGAAAACAAGAACUGUCGAAGGAAAAUACUGUUCAGCUAUUAUAACUCUCAACACGUCUUUUACCGAACUUCAUCAGCAAAUGCCCAAGUUGAAAAAUUGGGAGAAAACGAUGUCUACAAUGCUUCUACCGGGAGAAUCGAAUGAUGUCCAAAGCCUAGGUGGUUUUAUAGGAAUUUGUGUACCAAAGUCUUGUACGUUAGGAGAUUUGGAAACUUUGACAGGCCACGUCGAAAGCAAAUUUAAAAUACCAAUACAUCUAUCUUUUCGGGAAGAACUAUGCAUCUAUAAAAACAAACCCAUUAAGAUCAACAAACUGGACUUAUUGGCAUACUGUAUCUUUAUAUUCAUCGGUGUCGUACUUGUUGCAAGUACCUUCUACGACGUUUAUCUACAGGGUUCGGGGAUUUUUAAGUUUUUCUCGGUGUACACCAACCUGAAGAAAGUUUUGCAUCAAGCGGAGAACAAAAAGUUGAAUUGUCUCAAUGGAAUAAAAGUAAUAAGUUGCUUAUGGAUUAUAUACGGGCACACAGCCGUAAUAGCCGGCAUUUCCACAAAGAAUUUGGUUUAUCAUUUGACAGAGUGGAGGUAUUGGCCCAGUGGUAUCUUUGCGUGCUCUGCGCAUUACUCCGUUGAUACUUUUUUCAUGGUUAGCGGGCUAUUGGUAAGUUACGGGUAUUUGAAGAAUUCACAAAACUUGUCCAUGAGUUUAAUCGCGUUCUACUUUAAAAGAUUAAGCAGACUCCUCCCAACUGUGGGAAUCGUAGUUAUAAUCCAGACAGCUCUGUUAAAGCUUUUCAUAGACGGACCCUUCGGACAUCUGUUUUUGGAUCUCUUCGUCGAGCAAUGCUACGACAACUGGCCUAGUAUGAUAUUUUGCACUUUUAAUUUCAUGAGAAACUUCAAGUGUGGCGUGAAUCACCUGUGGUAUAUGUCGAGUGAUAUACAAAUGUACCUUCUCGCUCCUAUAUUUUUGUUCUUUAUCAGAAAACACCCCAGAAAGGUUAUCGCAGGCAUGGGUGUUACGUUCCUGUUCGCUGUUGGCUACAGUGUGGCUGUUACGUUUAUGAAGAAUCUUGGGUUCACAUACUAUGAGUAA
Messenger RNA from Zophobas morio, 1374 nucleotides. Its product is annotated as nose resistant to fluoxetine protein 6-like. Bases 1 to 1374 code for a protein of 457 amino acids. NCBI's taxonomy places the organism in Eukaryota, Metazoa, Arthropoda, Insecta, Coleoptera, Tenebrionidae. The transcript is spliced from 8 exons. The record is from RefSeq and is a predicted model, not a curated record. Gene Ontology annotation, molecular function: acyltransferase activity, transferring groups other than amino-acyl groups.